Messenger RNA from Ictalurus furcatus (blue catfish), 3386 nucleotides. RefSeq names its product KH domain containing, RNA binding, signal transduction associated 2 (gene khdrbs2). Gene Ontology annotation, cellular component: nucleus. Gene Ontology annotation, biological process: regulation of alternative mRNA splicing, via spliceosome. Lineage: Eukaryota; Metazoa; Chordata; Actinopteri; Siluriformes; Ictaluridae. Gene Ontology annotation, molecular function: mRNA binding; poly(A) binding. Bases 1042 to 2091 code for a protein of 349 amino acids. The record is from RefSeq and is a predicted model, not a curated record. The transcript is spliced from 9 exons.
UACUUUUUGGAGUAAAGCUUUAAAGGUACUGUACACUACAAUACAUUGACUUUCCUAGAUACACACUAAAGAUACACACUAAGGGUACAAAAGCUGUACUGCAUGAAUGCAAUGUAAGUGUAGGUUAAAGAAAUCCAUCCAUUUUCACAGGGUCACAGAGGAGCCAGGAGCCUAUCCCUGGGAACUUGGGGCACAAAGCAGGGGACAUCCUGGAUGGGGUGCCAAUCCAUUGCAGGACACAAUCACACACAUUCACACUAUAGACAAUUUGGACAAAUUUCAGCCAGUCUUUGGACUCGGGGACUAAACCAGAAUACCAGAGAAAACCCCCGAAUCUUGGGGAGAACAUGCAAACUCCACGUACGCAUGAGUUUGGCAGGAUUCAAACCUGCAACCCUGGAUGUUCAAGGCAAACAUGCUAAAUACUAAGCUACAAAUGUUGGGUUAACAUCUCUGACAGGUGAGGCACUACUCUCAUUCCCCAGACCAUUUUUGUUUCCAGGUGUCCUUUCAGGGCUCCUGUCUAGCUACAAAAGAGUGAAGUGGGUUGUUGAACUACAUGCUCAUGUACAGAAGAUGAAAUAUUCCAGAUCAUUCCAGAUAGCUCCCUACAGAUUAUGAUUAAGUGAACUACGUAGGGUACGGAGGCAUUAUUUCGGACCAUACGUAGUAGACGAGUUGUAUAGAGGAAGUAAGCAGCGUUUCGUCAGCGCCGGGGACUGUUGCCAGGAGUCACUUGUGUCCUCCGGGGCAGCCAAUCAGGCAAGGCGGGGGCGUGGUUACAGCGCAGAUUCUCCGGCGGAGGAGGGAGGAUCAUCCGCGGCUUCUCGCGUUUAAACCGAGCGCGAGGACAUGGGUGCGCAGCAGUGAAUUAUUCCACAUCGCGUUUCCCGAGCUCGCGCGCAUAUCAGCUGCUGUCACUUAUCAGACAGUUAUUUUUAAAAGCAAAAUAAAAUAAAACAAACAAAAAUAAUUGUCAUUGCUCAGAUACUUGUGUGUCGUCUUACCUGCACUUUGUCGUGUUCGGGACUGAGGUGAAUAAUGGACCAGGACAAGUACCUGCCCGAGCUGCUGGCCGAGAAAGAAAGCUUGGAUCCGUCGUUCGUGCACGCGAUGCGCCUUCUGGCCGAAGAAAUCGAAAAGUACGAAGGGGACGAGCUGAGGAAAGACGGCGAGGUGAAGAAAUACCUGGAUGUCAUCAGCAACAAAAACAUCAAGCUGUCAGAGAGAGUGCUUAUUCCUGUGCAGCAGUACCCGAAGUUUAAUUUUGUUGGGAAACUGCUGGGGCCCCGGGGCAAUUCCAUGAAAAGAUUACAAGAGGAAACCGGAGCGAAGAUGUCCAUCCUCGGAAAGGGCUCAAUGAGAGAUAAAGACAAGGAAGAAGAGCUGAGGAAAAGUGGGGAAGCAAAAUAUGCCCAUUUGAACAACGAUCUUCAUGUGUUAAUUGAAGUCUUCGCACCACCUGGAGAGGCGUAUUCCCGUAUGAGCCAUGCCUUGGAGGAAAUAAAAAAAUUCCUGGUUCCUGAUUACAAUGAUGAAAUCAGGCAAGAGCAGCUGCGUGAGCUGUCCUACCUAAAUGGCUCUGACGACCCAAGCAGAGGAAGGAGUGUCCGAGGACGUGGCAUACGGCUCACCUCCACAGCUGCAACACGGGGUCGAGGGGGAGCAGUGCCACCUCCUCCACCUGGCCGAGGAGCUGUAGUGCCCAGGGGAACCGUGGGUACACGUGCGUCCCUGCCCACCACCAUGCUAACUAGAGGCGUCUCAGCACCGCGGGCCAGAGGAACAGCAGGGACUCCUGGAUACAGAGCACCUCUGCUGCAGGCCACACAUAAAACCUACGACGACUAUGGUUAUGAUGAUGGAUAUGAUGGGGAAUAUGAUGAACAGGGUUAUGAGGCCUACGACGAUGGCUACAGCAACCAGUCCAAAAGUGGUUCAGAAUAUUACGAAUAUGGCCAUGGAACCAACGAUGAUACAUACAACAAUUACGCAGAAGAGGAGUGGACUCAGCCACGGCCGAGCCUCAAAGCUCCAGCUGCAAGAGUUGCACGAGGGGGCUACAGAGAUCACCCCUAUGGUAGAUACUAAAGGUGCUCCACAUCAGUGAUCUCCCCUGCCUGGCAUCCUUAUGUAAUAAUCUAAAAAAUAUCAAAUAAAAAAAUUCAAACACGCAAAAACAUGUAUUAGGUCAAAACAUAACCUCCCCUAACCAAGGAGCAAGAAACUGCAUACAGCAGAUGGAUUUGAUAACAAGAUUUAUUCAUACAUCUAAGAAACCCAAAAGGAUCUUGCAUUAAACAAAAAGACUUCCAUUUGAAUGCUGCUUCCCUUUAGUUGUCUAUUGUUUGCUCCCCUGAACCUAAAGCAUGGAGUUACGUACAAAAUGAUGCUUCCUUGUUCUUGGCUACCAUUUCACCAAGGCAACCGUUAAGUGUUAGACCCCCCUACCCCCUCUCUCCCCAUAUUGUACAUAACAUCUUUCUUAAUAACGUCUUGAUUUGAUGACGGUAAAUACUGAGUUUGUAUAUUUUGAUUUUGAUAUCGGUACUGGGAUUGAAAGCAAUCAGCUAUGUAUGUAGCUACCUACAAGUGAUCUGCUGUGUGUUUAGCCUGUAUUUGUACAUAAAAAUGUAAUAAAAAGGACAUAAAUCAUCUUGUGUAAGCUUCUCUAAAUAGGUGGCCAUAAUUGUUAAAUUUGUUCUUGCCAUAAUUUGUUAAUAGAGCAUCAUUAUUUUUUUCUCUUUUUUUUUGGUAAAAUUAGAUAAGCACAUACUUGUUUUUAAGUAAUAAAUGCCUGUUUUAGUUCAGGAAGUUGCUAAUAUGUUCUUUUUUGAUUUUAUACUUAACAAAGAAAAGCAGCAAAAAAGUAACUUUAGAGAAGUUGUGAAGACAUUUUGUGUAACAAUAGAUAAGCAUUAAUACAAUUACGACUUUGUUAAAUAAUUUUAACUCUAGCACUAAAUUGUUCAUUGAAUAUUGACUCGUCAUUUAAAUGUUUAAGAUGUUAAUGGAAACCAACUGUUUAGAUCAAUAAACUGAAUUUUUUUAAACAUAUCCUUUAAGCUUGACCUUAUUAAACCAAAACUCUGGCUUGUUUGCACUAGCGUGACUGUGAAUGAUUCGGAGAUUGAGGAGGUAAGAACAGUAAGAUUGUCUAAAUGCCUUCAGUCAUUGGUGUUAGUCAGUAUAACCCCAGUAUGUGAAUAUGGCAGAUAUUCACAAUGUUUCAUCACUCAUUCGAGUGAAUGGGAUACAUUUAAACUGCUAUGUCUCUUUUACCUUUAUUCUUAUUCCAUUGAACAUCAGAAAGCUGCAUUUGUGUUGUAAUACCAAUGCUUUUAAAUAUCAGCUAUUGAAAGUCACUACCUUUUAGAGUCCUGAAC